Quercus robur (English oak) is the source of this 831-nucleotide messenger RNA. RefSeq lists its product as uncharacterized. NCBI's taxonomy places the organism in Eukaryota, Viridiplantae, Streptophyta, Magnoliopsida, Fagales, Fagaceae. The coding region runs from base 1 to 831 and encodes 276 amino acids. The record is from RefSeq and is a predicted model, not a curated record. The transcript is spliced from 2 exons.
AUGUGUCAGAGCAUUGAAGCUUCUUCAAUGGCGUCCACUGAGUCAACCAAUCCAUCUGAUCCAAUUCAAGUUCAGCCUUCACAAUCUGGUUUGAACCUUAGCAAUGAUUCUACUACUCUUAAUCCUCCCAAUCCCUAUUUUCUCAAUUCGAGUGAAAAUCUAGGCAACAUUUUGGUUACUCAACCAUUGCUUGGAAUGAAGAAUUAUCACUCAUGGUUUAGAGCAAUGAUUCUUGCUCUUACUACGAAGAAGAAAAUUGGCUUUGUGAAUGGAAAGAUUCCAAAGCCAGAUUUGGAUUCACCUUUGUGUGAAGAUUGGGAGAGCUGUAACACCAUGGUGCCUUCAUGGAUGAUCAAUUCUAUGCAUAUAGAUGUGUCCAGCGGCAUCAUGUAUUGUGAAAUGGCAAGGGAGAUUUGGAUUGAAUUACAGAAUCUCUUUUCACAAGGGAAUGGUCCCAAGAUUUACAAUAUGCAGAGAGAAGUUUCUCAUAUUUCUCAAAACCAGAUGUCAGUGACAGAGUAUUACACCAAAUUCAAGAGACUUUGGGAUCAAUUGCUUAAUUACAAGCCACUUCCAGAGUGUUCUUGUGGUGCUAUGAAGGUGCUGAGUGCUUCACAUGACAAAGCUUAUGUCAUGAGGUUUCUGAUGGGGUUAAAUGAGAAUUUUGAGACUCUUAUUGCCUAUCCAUUUCCUUCUAUGAGCAAAGUUUAUGCACCGGUUCUUCAAGAGGAAUCUCACAAAAACAUUGGACAUGGAGGUUCUGGCACACCUCAGUCUAAUGCCAUAAUAAUGUAUGCUAAUACAAGAGGGAAUUCUAGAAGUGCCAAUUAG